Messenger RNA from Lucilia sericata (common green bottle fly), 1488 nucleotides. RefSeq names its product BTB/POZ domain-containing protein 6-A-like. The transcript is spliced from 2 exons. Gene Ontology annotation, biological process: neurogenesis. Gene Ontology annotation, cellular component: cytosol; P-body. The coding region runs from base 418 to 1392 and encodes 324 amino acids. The record is from RefSeq and is a predicted model, not a curated record. Lineage: Eukaryota; Metazoa; Arthropoda; Insecta; Diptera; Calliphoridae. Gene Ontology annotation, molecular function: protein binding.
ACAAUUUUUCACAAUUUGAUUAUAAAUCUAGUUUUACUUUUAAAAGCACACUUUUAAAUGUCAAAUUAAAAAUAUAAACAAACUUUGACAUUUUGCAUACAUUAACCAAACGUAAACAAAGUUUGACAUUAACUCUACACCGCGGCGAAAAAACAUGAAUGUGAGCAAAAAAUAGUCAGCUGUUUUGUUAACACUACCUUAUAAAAUAAAUAUACCUUGAUAACUAAUAUAUCUUGCGUAGGUGUUUGUUGUAAAACAAUUUAAGAAAUACCCAAGAAUUAGGGACAUUCCCUUUAUAUUUGGCGUUUUUGUUAUUCGUAAAGUAUUCGCAGUUCUUACAAUCAUUGGAGAUAAAAUAGCUUGUCUUUUGUUUUUUUAUAAUAUAAACUGUAAAUAUUUUAAAAUAUUCAUCGAGCAAUGGAAUCUGAUUGGCAACAUAAAUUUCAAGAUCACAAAGAUCGCCUAUUUCAUUUGUUUGAUGCCAAAAAGUUUACCGACUGCCAUUUUGUUAUUGUUGAUUCAGAACAAAAUCAAAUAACAAUUUCAGCGCAUAAAAUAAUUUUGUUAGCGGCUUCACCCGUAUUUGAGCGAAUGUUUUAUGGUUCGAUGGCAGAAAAAGAUGAUCCAAUUGUUAUAACUGAUAUUCAGGUUGAGGUUUUUCAAUCCAUGUUAAAAUACAUUUAUUCGGGUUGCAUUGAUAUUAAGUCAGUGGAUCUGGCUUUACAGUUAUACUAUGCAGCAAAGAAAUAUCUGCUAAAACAAUUAAUGGAAAAAUGUAUUGUAUUUUUGAGUGCAAAUUUAAAUCCACAAAAUGUUUGCCAAAUUUUUGAAUUUUCUGAAUUUUUCGAUGAACCAAGUUUAAAGCAGAAAUGUUCAGAGUUUAUUUCAGAUCGCACUAGAGAAGUUUUGGCUGAUGCCAGUUUUAGCGACAUUAAAAUGUCCACAAUGGUGUUCAUUUUGGAUCAAGAUAAAUUAAAUAUUAAUACUGAAUUGGAUUUGUUUAAUGCUUUACGGCGUUUAGCUAUUAAAAAGGAACUGUUAAAAGAUAAAGAUCCACCGAAUACAGAACAGAAUAGUACUCAAAACUCUUCCGAAAUUGAUCAUUCUAUAAAUUGCGAAAAUGAGAAGUGGUUAAAAGAAGCCGUCAGAAGAAUUCGUUUCCUAACUAUGACACCACAAGAGUUUGCCGAAGGUCCUGCUCGUUCUAAUCUCUUGGAUAAACAAGAUAUUGUCCAUAUUUUUAUAAACCUUAAUAGUCCAAACAAUGUUAAGUGUUCGCUGUCUGAAGCAAUUUGCAGUUCUCGUAUAUGUCGCACAGCAAUAUGUGCUUACAGAGGUUGUAAUCAGAAAUGUUAUAAUGGAUACCGGUAUUGCCAGUACCAUUAUUAUUAAUAUACAUUCAAAUCGAACGGAUUGUUAAUUUUAAAUAACAAUUACAGAUAAAUUUCAUUAAAUUUUGCAUAUUGUAAAAAAUGCAAAUCAAUCGUC